This is a messenger RNA of Nycticebus coucang (slow loris), 2387 nucleotides long. RefSeq names its product 6-phosphofructo-2-kinase/fructose-2,6-biphosphatase 1 (gene PFKFB1). The record is from RefSeq and is a predicted model, not a curated record. The transcript is spliced from 15 exons. Gene Ontology annotation, molecular function: fructose-2,6-bisphosphate 2-phosphatase activity; ATP binding; 6-phosphofructo-2-kinase activity. Gene Ontology annotation, biological process: fructose 2,6-bisphosphate metabolic process; fructose metabolic process. Gene Ontology annotation, cellular component: cytosol; 6-phosphofructo-2-kinase/fructose-2,6-biphosphatase complex. NCBI's taxonomy places the organism in Eukaryota, Metazoa, Chordata, Mammalia, Primates, Lorisidae. The coding region runs from base 560 to 1909 and encodes 449 amino acids.
AGGAGAGUCUCUAGAUGGGCUCCUGCCCUUUUGUCCACACGCUGGUUAGGACAGCUGAGACCGCGUUUUUCCUUUCCUUAAAAGCCCCCUUGGUGCUUCCAGCUACUUACAAGUGGGAUUAUGUCACUUUUUAAAUUGCGGAAUUCUGAGCAAACAGCUGAGCGGCCAAAGCCCCGCCCCCAGGCGAGGAACCGCUCUCCCAAGGGCACAGACGGCUGAGCCCCAGGAGUACUGGCGCAAUUGGGUGGGGCGAGGGAGGUUCUUGGUUGGAGGAGGGAAUGCUGAGAACCGCACUACUGGGAUAAGGCCUAGGAGGAGGGCCUUUGGCUUUAUUGGGUCAGGGGGUAAGAGGAGACUGUCUCGAACUCUACCUGCAGCCAUUAUUUGUCUUGUGGCUCAUAACAUUGGGAAGAAUAUGGCUGAACAUAUACUUGCUCUUGGCUCCAUUUCUCAGCUUUUUCAGGGAACCAACAAAUUCCUCCAGGCUCCCUCUUUGAUGCUACCCACUGGACCUGCUUUGGGGCUUGUAAAUGUAAGAGAACUGAAUGUUGGAUAAUUAAUGAUGGAAGAAAAAACCUCCAGGAGAAAAGCAUCCAUACCCCAGUUCACCAAUUCCCCCACGAUGGUGAUCAUGGUGGGUUUACCAGCUCGAGGCAAGACUUAUAUCUCCACGAAGCUCACAAGAUAUCUAAACUGGAUAGGAACACCAACUAAAGUGUUUAAUUUAGGCCAAUAUCGACGAGAAGCAGUGAGCUACAAGAACUAUGAAUUCUUUCUCCCAGACAAUAUGGAAGCCCUACUUAUCAGAAAGCAGUGUUCCCUGGCAGCCUUGAAGGAUGUUCACAACUAUCUCAGCCAUGAGGAAGGUCAUGUUGCGGUUUUUGAUGCCACCAACACUACCAGAGAACGACGGUCAGUGAUUUUGCAGUUUGCCAAAGAACAUGCUUACAAGGUCUUUUUCAUCGAGUCCAUUUGUAAUGACCCUGGUGUCAUUGCAGAAAACAUUAAGCAAGUGAAACUUGGCAGCCCUGAUUACAUAGGCUGUGACCAGGAAAAGGUUCUGGAAGACUUUCUAAAGAGAAUUGAAUGCUAUGAGGUCAACUACCAACCUUUGGAUGAUGAACUAGACAGCCACCUGUCCUACAUUAAGAUCUUCGACGUGGGAACACGCUACUUGGUGAACCGAGUACAGGACCAUAUCCAAAGCCGUACAGUCUACUACCUCAUGAACAUCCACGUCACACCCCGCUCCAUCUACCUAUGCCGGCACGGCGAGAGUGAGCUCAACCUCAGAGGCCGCAUCGGAGGCGAUUCUGGCCUCUCAGCUCGGGGCAAGCAGUAUGCCUAUGCCCUGGCCAACUUCAUUCAGUCUCAAGGCAUCAGCUCCCUGAAGGUCUGGACCAGCCACAUGAAGAGAACCAUCCAGACAGCUGAGGCUCUGGGUGUCCCCUAUGAACAGUGGAAGGCCCUGAACGAAAUUGAUGCGGGCGUCUGUGAAGAGAUGACCUAUGAAGAAAUACAAGAACACUACCCUGAAGAAUUUGCACUGCGAGACCAAGAUAAAUAUCGCUACCGAUACCCUAAAGGAGAGUCCUAUGAGGAUCUAGUUCAGCGUCUGGAACCAGUUAUAAUGGAGCUAGAACGGCAGGAGAAUGUACUGGUGAUCUGCCACCAGGCUGUCAUGCGGUGCCUCCUGGCCUACUUUCUGGAUAAAAGUUCAGAUGACCUUCCCUAUCUCAAGUGCCCUCUGCACACAGUGCUCAAACUCACUCCUGUCGCUCAUGGCUGCAAAGUGGAGCCCAUCUACCUGAAUGUGGAGGCUGUGAACACGCAUCGGGAGAAGCCUGAGAAUGUGGACAUCACCCGCGAACCUGAGGAAGCCCUGGACACUGUCCCUGCCCAUUAUUGAGAUUUUUGUAAGAAGUUAAACUGCUUGUGGCCUCAUUGCCUUACAUGCUUAGGAACUACUAUCCUUGCUCUUCUAUCCUGAGAAGACUCUGGCCUGGCCUCACUGGUAUAGCCCUGUUUCUAGUGAAGAAGUCCUCAGCAGCUCUAAAACAAGUCUCAAUUUCUGGCCACAAACCAAUGAACUGUCUAGCUCUGGAUGAAGUCUUCCUUAAUUUCACAUUUUCUUUUUUUUUUUUUUUUUAAGGAAUAUAAAACUAUUGACCACUGUUCACUAUUAUUUACAAUAAAAGUAAACAAUAUACAAUUAGAUGACAUUCUAAUUAUUAUGACUUUUUUUAUGGCUUCUGCUCAACCAGUAACCCAAAUACUAAAAAUUUUGAGUCUACAUGUAAGGAAUGAGUUGCUGUAAGGAAAAAACAUGCACGUCAAUAGUUUUAGAUUACAGAGUUUGUUCACAUUUUCUGGUCAAUAAAGACUAC